Molecule: messenger RNA, 812 nt
Organism: Topomyia yanbarensis
Lineage: Eukaryota; Metazoa; Arthropoda; Insecta; Diptera; Culicidae
Exons: 2
Coding region: 33-647 (204 amino acids)
Molecular function (GO): odorant binding
Source: RefSeq, a predicted model, not a curated record
UUAGGGUCUUCCUCCUAGCUUUCGGUGUGAACAUGAAGAUUGCGAUUGUAGUUUUAGUGAUACUGGGCAUCGUGACUGGCCCAGUUUUUGCUUCUCCGUGCAACGGGACAUCGGUUGCCUACCGUGCGCGGCGCAGUCCACCUUCCCGAUGUUGUAAUGACGGAUUCGAGGAUUCAUUGAAUCACGAAAAGGUGCUAGCCGUGAGAAGCGAAUGCGUCGUGGAACUUGGUUUAACGGAGAUGCCCGAGGAAGAAUUAGUGAAAAAUGGAGAAACUGUCGCUUGUUUGAUAGAAUGUGUUACCAAAAAACACGAAUUAGCCGAUGAGCAUGGAGAUCUGCUGCACGAGGAUUUGGCCAAAGCGGUGAAGGACCAUUUUAGCGUUGCUGAGUGGAAGGCUCCUUUGUUGGAUGGCAUUAUCGCCGAAUGUUUCAAGUUCGCUGAAGAGCAGCAUGAAGAACAUCCGAGUGAGGAUGGAAAGUGCAAUCCGGAAGGUUUCUAUUUUAGUUACUGCCUGUGGAAAUCUUUUACCCUGGCCUGCCCGGAGGAGAUGCAAGACGAUUCGGAACGGUGCGAGUCGAUUCGUGGAAAGCUGAAAAGCAAUGAGAAGGUGGAACAUUGGAAUGCUGACAUCGACGAGGCGAAGUAAGCGAAGCUUCGCUGUUCGAGCUUGGAUGACGGCGAAAGCUUCUGCGGGAGGCGUUACUUUGAUCGCCUUACGAUGAAAUGUGUGGGUCGUUACUGAAUAAAUAUGUGGUGGAAGUGAAUAACCAUGACAAAGUAAACGUUUUAUCUCUUUGUAAAAUAUUAACAA